CCGACCACCGUCGUCAUCAUCGCUCUUCCUCUCUCGACCACAUCCCUUUGAAGACGUCGGUGAACAGGUUUUCACCCGGCGCAGCGUGGACGGAGGAGACAGAUGAGCAGCCAUGGGCUUCACGAGCGGCCUCGUGGUCCUCUUCCUCUCUGUGGCAGCGGCGGACUGCCGGAGGUCUUGGUUCUCGGACCAUAUCUGCGGCGUCAAGGGGUCGACGGUGGAGCUGCGCUGCAGACAGCCCCCCCCGGCGAGGAGACGCUCCGUCCCGCUGGAGAGAGUGACGUGGUUCACCGAAACGCAGGACGGCCGCCCCGUGGACCUGAGAGCGGACUCGGAGUACGCGGGCCGCGUGAAGUACUACUGCGACCAGGCCACCUGCACCCUGAGGAUCACAGACCUGAGAGAGAGCGACUCCGCCCAGUACAAGUUCAGGUUCAAGAACAAGCGAGUCCCCGGCGGGGUCACGUUAUCCGUCACAGAUCCGGACCUGCAGGUGCAGGUGAUAAGAUCAGACUCCGCCUCCUGGGCUCGGCUGUUCUGCCGCUGCUCGUGUCACCUGCCCGAGGGCCUCUCCUACGUCUGGCACAAGAACGGACAGGCGGUCGCCGGGGAAACGUCUGCUUUGUACUCGGACUACUUUGACCCCGCGGACGGCCUCUCGUGUGCCGCCAGGGGGUACGAGGACUUCCCUUCUGCUCCAGUGUGUGCCGUGGGUCGGACCUGCAACAGAGUGGCGUACGCCGACAGGAGCCUCUGCGCCUCCGAGGGCUCGUCGGUGGACAUCUCUUCUACGUACGACAGCCACGACGGCGAAGCCGAAUCCGCAUUCUGGUUCAGUCCCGAGCGAGGAGGUCAUCGGUGGCGACCCGAGGACCUGAGAGAAGACCCCCGGUAUGAAGGUCGCGUCGAGGUCGUGGAAACGGAGCGAGGACGCUCCACUCUGAGAAUCACCGGCCUGAGAGAGAGCGAUUCAGCCGAGUACCUCUUCAAGUUCAACACCCCGAGCUUUGAAUGGAGGAGCGGUUUACCUGGUACGACUCUGACCGUCACAGCCCUCCAGCUGCAGGUGACCCGGGUGACGGUGCACCCGUCCCACGCCGAGGCGGAGCUGAGGUGUGUGAGCGGCUGCCGAGCGGCGGGUCGUCUUUCCUACGUCUGGUUCAAGAACGGCGUGAAAAGCACGAGCGAGGAGAGUUCCGCGCUCACGGAGCACUUUCACCCCGGGGACGCCGUCUCCUGCGCGCUCAAAGGCCACGAGGAGUCCGUCUCUCUGCCACUGUAUGGUCCAAGGCUUCCCUCUGUGUCAGUGAGUCCCUCUGAGAUAGUGGAGGGCAGUUCAGUGACUCUGACCUGUAGCAGUGAUGCUAACCCAGCAGCUAACUACACCUGGUACAAGAAGAACCAACCACGUCCUCAUGGAGAAGAACCUCAGCUUGUCUUCAGCUCCAUCCAGUCCUCUGACUCUGGACAGUAUUUAUGUGAAGCUGAGAACCAUCUGGGGAAGAAGAGAUCUAAAUUCAUCUCUAUUGAUGUGAAAUAUGGUCCAAAGCUUCCCUCUGUGUCAGUGAGUCCCUCUGAGAUAGUGGAGGGCAGUUCAGUGACUCUGACCUGUAGCAGUGAUGCUAACCCAGCAGCUAACUACACCUGGUACAAGAAGAACCAACCACGUCCUCAUGGAGAAGAACCUCAGCUUGUCUUCAGCUCCAUCCAGUCCUCUGACUCUGGACAGUAUUUAUGUGAAGCUGAGAACCAUCUGGGGAAGAAGAGAUCUGAAUUCAUCUCUAUUGAUGUGAAAUAUGGUCCAAGGCUUCCCUCUGUGUCAGUGAGUCCCUCUGAGAUAGUGGAGGGCAGUUCAGUGACUCUGACCUGUAGCAGUGAUGCUAACCCAGCAGCUAGCUACACCUGGUACAAGAAGAACCAACCACGUCCUCAUGGAGAAGAACCUCAGCUUGUCUUCAGCUCCAUCCAGUCCUCUGACUCUGGACAGUAUUUAUGUGAAGCUGAGAACCAUCUGGGGAAGAAGAGAUCUGAAUUCAUCUCUAUUGAUGUGAAAUAUGGUCCAAAGCUUCCCUCUGUGUCAGUGAGUCCCUCUGAGAUAGUGGAGGGCAGUUCAGUGACUCUGACCUGUAGCAGUGAUGCUAACCCAGCAGCUAACUACACCUGGUACAAGAAGAACCAACCACGUCCUCAUGGAGAAGAACCUCAGCUUGUCUUCAGCUCCAUCCAGUCCUCUGACUCUGGACAGUAUUUAUGUGAAGCUGAGAACCAUCUGGGGAAGAAGAGAUCUGAAUUAAUUUCUAUUGAUGUGAAAUAUGGUCCAAAGCUUCCCUCUGUGUCAGUGAGUCCCUCUGAGAUAGUGGAGGGCAGUUCAGUGACUCUGACCUGUAGCAGUGAUGCUAACCCAGCAGCUAGCUACACCUGGUACAAGAAGAACCAAACAGGUCCUCAUGGAGAAGAACCUCAGCUUGUCUUCAGCUCCAUCCAGUCCUCUGACUCUGGACAGUAUUUAUGUGAAGCUGAGAACCAUCUGGGGACGAAGAGAUCUAAAUUCAUCUCUAUUGAUGUGAAAUAUGGUCCAAGGCUUCCCUCUGUGUCAGUGAGUCCCUCUGAGAUAGUGGAGGGCAGUUCAGUGACUCUGACCUGUAGCAGUGAUGCUAACCCAGCAGCUAACUACACCUGGUACAAGAAGAACCAACCACGUCCUCAUGGAGAAGAACCUCAGCUUGUCUUCAGCUCCAUCCAGUCCUCUGACUCUGGACAGUAUUUAUGUGAAGCUGAGAACCAUCUGGGGAAGAAGAGAUCUGAAUUCAUCUCUAUUGAUGUGAAAUAUGGUCCAAAGCUUCCCUCUGUGUCAGUGAGUCCCUCUGAGAUAGUGGAGGGCAGUUCAGUGACUCUGACCUGUAGCAGUGAUGCUAACCCAGCAGCUAACUACACCUGGUACAAGAAGAACCAACCACGUCCUCAUGGAGAAGAACCUCAGCUUGUCUUCAGCUCCAUCCAGUCCUCUGACUCUGGACAGUAUUUAUGUGAAGCUGAGAACCAUCUGGGGAAGAAGAGAUCUGAAUUCAUCUCUAUUGAUGUGAAAUAUGGUCCAAGGCUUCCCUCUGUGUCAGUGAGUCCCUCUGAGAUAGUGGAGGGCAGUUCAGUGACUUUGAGCUGUAGCAGUGAUGCUAACCCAGCAGCUAACUACACCUGGUACAAGAAGAACCAAACAAGUCCUCAUGGAGAAGGAGACAUCUAUUGUUUCACCUCUAUCAGCUCUGAGGACAGAGGGAUCUACUACUGCAAGGCUGAGAAUCAACAUGAAGAGAUCACCUCUUCAUCGCUAGUUAUAGAUGUUCAGUUGACAACAACAAUUUCUGAGAUGGGUCCAGUCUGGAACGAGAGCGGCAUUAACGCCAAGUCAAAGAGGAUGUGGUUGUGUAUCUCGCUCAGAAGAAAAGAUGGUCCAAGGCUUCCCUCUGUGUCAGCGAGUCCCUCUGCUGAGAUAGUGGAGGGCAGUUCUGUGACUCUGAGCUGUUGCAGUGAUGCUAACCCAGCAGCUAACUACACCUGGUACAAGGAGGAUGAAGACUCACCAACAGCAUCAGGACAGAUCUUCAUCAUCAAUGACUUCAGAGCUGAACACAGUGGGAGUUAUUCCUGUGAAGCCCAGAACAACAGAGGACGUAGUAACUCCACCUUCCAUCUGACUGUUUUAGCAGGAGCUUGGAAGUCAGUCGCCGCGGUAACCAUCCCUGUCGUUCUCCUGGCUCUCGUGCUCCUCGCCGUCUUCCUUUGGAUCAGGAGGAAGAAGUCUGACGGCGGAGAGAGAGCCGGCAACAGAGCACAGCUAAACGUGGACCUGGUGUAUGACGUCGCGUCCGCUCCGGCACCGGGACGACCAGCAGAACACCUCCACUACUCCAGCGUCCGCUUCGCCCCGAAGCCGGAAGAGGCCCUGUACUCUAACAUCAGGCCAGCUCACGGGCAAACGGAGGACGAGGUCGAAUACACCGCUGUCCAAACCGCCGGUGCCGGUAGCGCCGCCCCGCGAACGAGUCGGGAACGCCAGGAGGAUUCUUUUGCUCUCUACAGCACGGUCAACAAAUGAACCAACAUGGAUCUGUCAUUUAUUGACGGGGGUUUCAUUCUUUAAAAAAUAAUAAGAAAAAAAAAGAAAUGUUUUUUUAAAAUAAAUACUUGUUUGUGUUUGGUCACUCUUUCUGUAAUUGUUACACGUGGAUGUGGACGUUAUUUGUACAUAGCACAAUGCUUUUCCUCCCCCUUUGUGUAAUGUGUAUGAACUGAACCUUUAACUGCAACAAUAAUAUAUCAGCAUGCUACAAUACAUAAUUCAUGUUUAUUGAGACGCUUCAAAUAAAUGUUACGUUUGUCAAAA
Messenger RNA from Cyclopterus lumpus (lumpfish), 4381 nucleotides. RefSeq names its product carcinoembryonic antigen-related cell adhesion molecule 5-like. NCBI's taxonomy places the organism in Eukaryota, Metazoa, Chordata, Actinopteri, Perciformes, Cyclopteridae. Gene Ontology annotation, biological process: cell-cell adhesion. The transcript is spliced from 21 exons. Gene Ontology annotation, molecular function: cell adhesion molecule binding. Gene Ontology annotation, cellular component: cell-cell junction. Bases 113 to 4093 code for a protein of 1326 amino acids. The record is from RefSeq and is a predicted model, not a curated record.